Molecule: messenger RNA, 528 nt
Organism: Dentiscutata erythropus
Lineage: Eukaryota; Fungi; Glomeromycota; Glomeromycetes; Diversisporales; Gigasporaceae
Source: the annotation of a GenBank genome assembly
AUGCAAACUCGCCAGGCACGGCUCCUGGCGAAAAUAGAUAAAAGACCUAAAACACCUUCAUUUUAUCUUUCUAGGUCAAAUAUGAAUCAUUCUUUAUCAUCAACAAACCAUCCUCCUUCGCAUAAACCUACCAUACCUAAUCCAAUAAUAAGAGACCAAAUUAUAUUAUAUCGCAUACUUGGUAAUGAUCUCCCACCACGUCAUAAAGCUGGACAGACAUUAAAAAAUGUGAGAUUUAUAUUAGAACAUGAAGUAGAAUUUUUAAAUACAAAAAAAUGGUGGUUACUUAAUCGAAUUGCGGAUUCUGAUUAUGAAGAUACAUUAAUUAAUCUUUUAAGAUUACAUAAACAAGAUUAUAUUAGAAUACCUUUUAAUGAAGAUGAAUAUUCAAAACUUGAUUUUCGUCUUGAAGACUUUCCAAAACCUGAUUUUUUCAAUUCGGAUGAAUUCGCUCGCUUUUCAAGGGGUGCAAAAUUAAGAUCGAUUGAUUAUACUUAUUUUGAUAAAAAUUUAUAUGCUAUGAAUAAU